Ustilago hordei is the source of this 1140-nucleotide messenger RNA. RefSeq lists its product as uncharacterized. NCBI's taxonomy places the organism in Eukaryota, Fungi, Basidiomycota, Ustilaginomycetes, Ustilaginales, Ustilaginaceae. The coding region runs from base 1 to 1140 and encodes 379 amino acids. Gene Ontology annotation, cellular component: signal recognition particle, endoplasmic reticulum targeting. The record is from RefSeq and is a predicted model, not a curated record. The transcript has 2 exons. Gene Ontology annotation, molecular function: 7S RNA binding. Gene Ontology annotation, biological process: SRP-dependent cotranslational protein targeting to membrane; SRP-dependent cotranslational protein targeting to membrane, signal sequence recognition.
AUGCCGCCCAAAGCAGCUGUUGAAGACUUCGACGAUGACUUCGAGUUCGACCUCCCAAGUGUCACAUCUCCCGGCGUAGCGCAGUGGCAAGCGCAAGCUGGUGCACCUCAGGCCGACCAAAUGGCUGCGUUCCAGAAGAUGAUGCAGCAGAUGGGUCAAGCUCCUGCUUCCGGCGACUUUGGCGCCACUCGACCUCCUGCAGGUCUCGACGUAGCCAGCGCCAGUGGCUCCAAGGGCAAAGAAGAUGGCGAGCACAAGAAGUGGGUUAGCAUCUACCCGAUCUACUUGGACGCCAAGCGCCACUAUCGCAAAGGUUGCCGACGAGUUGCCUACGACAAGGCCAGUCCCUUCCCCACUCAACUCUGGAUCGCAAAAGCCGUCGGUCGUCUUCAGCUUAGAUAUGCUCAGGAACCCUACAAGACUCACCCGCAGGACUGGGAGAACCCGGGUCGUGUCAAAGUGCACCUCUUCAACGAAGACGGUAGUCCCGUCGACAGCCGAUUUCCAAGUAAGAAGCAUCUUUUCGAUGCGAUUGCAGAGACCAUUCAGCCCAACUGCGGAGGCAAGCCACCUGCGAUCGAGCCACGGAAGAAACGCGUUCGACCUUGGACCAUCAAGAAGCAAGCUCUUGCUGAAAAUGCUCAAGCCGCUGCAUCUGGCUCCACCACGGCCGCUGACGCCAACGCAAGUUCAUCCAAGCCGAACAAGAAGAAGGCUGCCACUGCUUCCGGCAAUAGCACUGCUGGCGCCUGGAAGCCUACUCUGACCCAAGAGCAGCGCAAACAGAUACUCGCAGCUAAACGCGACCCUAACCCCAACCCAAUCCGAGAAAGACUCGCAAAGAUCCGCUAUCCUCCCACACUUGAGGCACGUCUUCCACCACACUCGCCAGCGAUCGAAGGUGGAUUACUCAACAUGAAUUUGGCUGAAGCUAUGGGCGGUAUGCCACCUGGUAUGCCUGGUGCCGAUGCACUUGGUGGUCUCGGAGGCAUGUUGGGAGGCAUGGGACUAGGCGGAGAUGAUGACGAGCAAGAGGAGCAAGAGGCACAAGAUGAGACAGCGGGUAAGAAGAAGGAUCCAAUGAACCCUCUCAACCUCGGACGUAGACAAAGGAAGAAGGUGGUUCGUAUUGGUCGUUGA